Molecule: messenger RNA, 1092 nt
Organism: Glycine soja
Lineage: Eukaryota; Viridiplantae; Streptophyta; Magnoliopsida; Fabales; Fabaceae
Exons: 6
Coding region: 375-710 (111 amino acids)
Source: RefSeq, a predicted model, not a curated record
UAUUAACUCUUUUUUUUCUUUCAAUUUUGAGAGAAGGGAAGAGAAGAGGAAGAAGACGAAGAAGAAUCCAAAAGCAAUCCCAUCUGUGUGUUUGCACAUCAGAAGGGAGGGCUAUCAAACUCAAAGGAUUGCUCUGAAUCGGUUUAGUCUUCUUCGUUUUUCUUCAAAUUCCUCGUGACAGAUCUAAUCUAAUCAGGCUUUUGGGGGUGUUUCAGACAUUGCAUGCAUAUGGGAGCAGUGGUUGUGUUGGAUGCUAUAAAAGGCCUACACUGAGUGCUACUGUGGAUGUGCCAUCGAAAGGGUUGGCAACACAAGGUAACGGAGUGAGGAAACCAAGUUCAUCAGAGGAUUUUUGGACCACUAGCACGCAUGAUAUGGACAACAGCGCUGUCCAGUCACAGGGGAGCAUCUCUUCAGCCAGUCUAACAAACCAAGCUGUGGUUCUUCAUGCUGGUUCUUCCAAAAGCAGCACCAACCCCACUGAAUUUGUAAAUCACGGUGUAAUUCUUUGGAAUCAGACUCGGCAACGAUGGGUUGGAAAUAAAAAGCUCGAGAACCGAACACAACAAUUACGAGAACCUAAAUUGAAUUGGAAUGCAACAUAUGAAAGUUUACUUGGGAGCAACAAGCCAUUCCAUCAGCCUAUCCCUCUUGCUGAAAUGGUAGAUUUUCUUGUGGACAUAUGGGAGCAGGAUGGCCUAUACGACUGAGAUGUUGAAGCUUGAGGAAGUGCUGAAAAUAAUUCUAGUUCUUGCUUGUAGGAAGAACUAUUGGGCAUAUACUGCAGUUUGUAUAUCAGUUGUCACAUGCCUAUGAAUAUGAGGAAAAUUUCUCUCGGAAACAUGAGAUAACUGUAUUAUACUUUAUUUAAUCGAUUACCUUGGCUGCCUCUACUAUCUCAAGAGGCAAGUUUUUGGAAAACUCUUGCCUUCGUUGACAGCAACUUUCAUUUGCUCUGCCUUUCCGUGAAAUUAGACCGAAAUUAUGUUGUAUAAAUAGUCAGUAACUGAGAUAUAGUUUCUGAUUUGGUGUCAUAUCCAUCAAGCUUUAAGUUUUAAAAAUCACCCGUGCAUUGGUGGAUCUUUAUCUUGA